Molecule: messenger RNA, 340 nt
Organism: Bursaphelenchus okinawaensis
Lineage: Eukaryota; Metazoa; Nematoda; Chromadorea; Rhabditida; Aphelenchoididae
Source: the annotation of a GenBank genome assembly
AUGGGUUUCUGGAGACAAAUGCCAUGGUUGUAUGUCACUCAUGUAUUGUUUCAAGUACGUUUGCAAAUUAUUUGUUAUUUUAAAAAAUUCAAAAUAUUUUUUUCAGCUUACAGUGAUCAGUUUUAUGAUGUUUAUCAGCCUUUUAUUGGUGAUAGGCGGAUCGGCCGUUACGUGGUUGGGUGCCCAAAUCUACAUUAACAUGAAUGGACAUUACUAUGGUCUCUUAGGAUUCUUCAUAUUUCUUUGUUGUGCUCUUAAUGCAUAUUUUGUGGUCGUCACUUGUAUCGGUUGGCGACAAUUGAAGCUCAUUUUACGACAACAAAAACGAAUGAUCUCAUAA